AUGAAGUUCACAGCUCUCAUUGUUGCUGCCGUUAUUGCUACAAUGAGUGUCGCAGCUGCAGAGACGCCUGCCUUGCGAGCUCUUGCCGAAGAUACCGCAGCGAAUACCGGUGCCGACGAGAUGGACAUGCAGCCCGAUGCAGGGGCGAUGGACGACGAUGAUGACCAGUAG
Molecule: messenger RNA, 171 nt
Organism: Peronospora matthiolae
Lineage: Eukaryota; Oomycota; Peronosporomycetes; Peronosporales; Peronosporaceae
Source: the annotation of a GenBank genome assembly